This is a messenger RNA of Etheostoma spectabile (orangethroat darter), 1548 nucleotides long. RefSeq names its product extracellular calcium-sensing receptor-like. Gene Ontology annotation, molecular function: G protein-coupled receptor activity. The record is from RefSeq and is a predicted model, not a curated record. Gene Ontology annotation, cellular component: plasma membrane. NCBI's taxonomy places the organism in Eukaryota, Metazoa, Chordata, Actinopteri, Perciformes, Percidae. Gene Ontology annotation, biological process: G protein-coupled receptor signaling pathway.
ACUGACAAACAGUUUGUGGCCAGUGAGGCGUGGAGCACAAGUGCUGAUCUUCUCAAAGAUCCUGUCACUUCUGUGGUGGCAAGGGGUGUGCUUGGUGUGGCCAUUCGAAGUAGAGUCAUACCUGGAUUUGAAUAUUUUAUCAGAAGUUUGAAACCAUCUCGUCGUCCUGACGAUACAUUCUUAAGAGAAUUUUGGGAAAAGGUAUUUAGUUGUAAUCCUGGGGCCACACCACUCUCCAAAUAUGCCUCUUCACUGCCGUCUCAAGCAGACAGGUUGCUUCAAAAAGCUUCUCAACCACCCUGCAGUGGCACAGAGUCCCUGGAGGGAGUGCAGAAUCACUUCACUGAUACAUCUCAGCUCAGGGUGACCUAUAAUGUCUACCUUGCUGUUUAUGCUGCAGCACACGCCCUUCACACGCUUCUCUGCCCGUCAGACAGCUCACCUGGAAACAACAGCCCCACCUGCUCUUCUCCAAAAAGCAUCAAAUCCAUAGAGCUGUUGCAGCACUUAAACAACGUGAACUUCACAUCGCCACAGGGUGAAAUGUUUUAUUUCCAAGACGACAACACCCCAGCAAAGUACGACCUUAUCAACUGGCAGAACACCCCUGAGGGAUCACUCAAACUUGUUGUGAUUGGUCGUGUGGAUGGGUUUGACCUCCACCUAAACGAGUCAGCUAUUCAGUGGAGCACCGAGUCCAAUCAGGUGCCUACUUCAGUGUGCAGUGAGAGCUGCCCCCCAGGCACCCGAAAGGCCAGCAGGAAAGGAGAACCUCUCUGCUGCUUUGACUGUAUCCCAUGUGCUGAUGGGGAGAUCAGCAAUCAAACUGGUUCCCUUCACUGUGAGCGUUGUCCAUUAGAGUUUUGGUCCAAUGCUAAACGAACUGCCUGCAUCCCUCGCCAGCUGGACUUCCUUUCCUUUAAUGAAACUUUGGGCAUUGCCCUGACUACAGCAGCUGUGUCUGGUACCAUGGUGACAACAGCUGUGUUUGUAGUUUUUGUUUACUACCGUCAAACACCUAUGGUACGAGCCAACAAUUCAGAACUGAGCUUCCUGCUUCUCCUGUCGCUGAAGCUCUGCUUCCUGUGCUCACUGGUGUUCAUUGGUCGUCCAUCAGUCUGGACUUGUCGGUUCCAGCAGGCAGCUUUUGGGAUCAGCUUUGUACUCUGUGUUUCCUGCCUCAAAGUUAAGACCAUAGUGGUUCUGGCUGCUUUCCGCUCAGCUCGGCCUGGCGCUGAAACCUUGAUGAAGUGGUUUGGUCCGGGCCAACAGAGAGGAAGUGUUUGCCUCUUUUCCUUUUUACAGGUUUUUAUUUGUCUUAUUUGGCUGUUGCUCAGCCCCCCUGUGCCUCAAGCUGACUUGGAUAUCCCAGGGUUAAAGGUCACCCUCAAGUGUGCCAUGACCUCUGUGGUGGGCUUCUCUCUGGUUCUGGGUUACAUUGGCCUGCUGGCCUGCACCAGUCUCCUUUUGGCCUUUCUUGCUCGUAAACUCCCUGACAACUUUAAUGAGGCCAAACUGAUCACCUUCAGCAUGCUGAUAUUCUGUGCU